UGAGGUGUUGGCCCGGCGCCGUCUGAGACCAAGGAGGAGGAGGAGGAGGAGGAGGAGGAGGAGGUGGAGAGCCGUGCUCCCUCCGCGGUCCGGGCCGAGCCGGCGGGUCAGCCGCUUGCUUUGUCUCUCCAGCUCCGGUCGCGUCUGCUGCGCCGCCUAGGAGGCCGCCCGGGCCCGGCGAGCCGAGCCAAUGCUGGAUCUCGAGGUGGUGCCCGAGCGCUCUCUGGGGAACGAGCAAUGGGAGUUCACGCUCGGAAUGCCUCUGGCUCAGGCAGUAGCUAUUCUUCAGAAGCACUGUCGCAUCAUCAAAAAUGUCCAGGUUCUCUACAGUGAACAGUCUCCUCUAAGCCAUGACCUCAUCCUUAACCUGACUCAGGACGGAAUCAAACUACUGUUUGAUGCUUUUAAUCAGAGACUGAAGGUGAUUGAAGUAUAUGACUUGACUAAAGUAAAGUUAAAAUAUUGUGGCGUGCAUUUUAACUCUCAGGCCAUUGCUCCCACUAUUGAGCAGAUUGACCAGUCUUUCGGUGCAACCCAUCCCGGAGUGUACAACUCUGCCGAGCAGCUCUUCCACCUCAAUUUCAGAGGAUUAUCUUUCUCUUUUCAGUUAGACUCUUGGACAGAGGCUCCUAAAUAUGAGCCCAAUUUUGCCCAUGGUCUAGCUUCCCUCCAGAUACCCCAUGGAGCGACUGUGAAACGAAUGUACAUCUACAGUGGAAAUAGUCUACAGGAUACCAAGGCUCCUGUAAUGCCCCUGAGCUGUUUCCUGGGCAAUGUAUAUGCUGAGAGUGUAGAUGUUCUUCGAGAUGGAACUGGACCCUCAGGGUUACGACUUCGCCUACUUGCUGCAGGUUGUGGACCUGGCCUGUUAGCAGAUGCCAAGAUGCGGGUAUUUGAGCGUUCUGUGUAUUUCGGUGACUCCUGCCAAGAAGUUCUUAGCAUGCUUGGCUCUCCCCACAAAGUCUUCUAUAAGUCAGAAGACAAGGUAUGAGAAAUAUGAAAAAUUCACUCUCCUUCCCCUCAUAAGCAAGUCCCAUCCAAGUGCAAUGACUACUCUUUAACAACUCUCACUCUUGGAGUGGACAUUCUCUUUGAUGCUAAUACUCACAAAGUGAAGAAGUUUGUUCUACACACCAAUUACCCUGGGCAUUAUAAUUUUAACAUUUAUCAUCGCUGUGAGUUCAAGAUCCCACUAGCCAUAAAGAAAGAAAAUGCAGAUGGUCAGACAGAAACAUGCACAACCUACAGUAAGUGGGACAACAUCCAGGAGCUCCUGGGCCACCCUGUGGAGAAGCCCGUUGUCCUGCACAGGUCUUCCUCUCCGAAUAACACCAACCCAUUUGGCUCCACAUUUUGCUUUGGUCUUCAGCGUAUGAUUUUUGAGGUCAUGCAGAAUAAUCACAUUGCCUCGGUAACUCUGUAUGGACCCCCCAGGCCUGGUGCCUAUCUGAGACCAGCAGAGCUCUCCUAGGGAUAUCAUCACCCACGCCCCGCUGCCCUAUCAGACUGUGCAUCACCUCCUGCUCAGUGGGCUGCCAAGUGCCACCCUGUGGGUUUUCUCAGACACCUUGCCUGUGUUGAAGGGCUGUUGUGAUGUUGUGAGGUGGGCUGGGUGCCCUGCACUGAGGUGAGAGGCCCAGAUUUUCCUCUGUCCGUUCUCAGCCUGCUGGUGCCAACAGGAACACAGACUGCAAAGAGAAGCACAAACUCUGAGCCUAGAUACCUGGCCCCAGGAGCUCUUGGCUCACCUUUAUGGAGACAGAGUUCUGUUUCCCAGCCUGUUUCCACUGGGAAGGCACAGGGCUCUUUCUGUGGCUGAGGAAUGGGCAUCAGGACUAGGACAGGUCCUGCCUUUGGCCCAGCAUUGCCACGUACCCUUAAGGCAAGCAGGUAGCAUGUCCAUAGUACUUGGUUGCGACUUUGCACUACAUCCUCUUUAGUUACUUGAUGAGCUGGCUGUAGCCAGCGUGGCUCACCUGCCCUUCCUUGUUUCCUUCCUGCACGUGCUCCCUCACCAGGCCCAAUAAGCAGAGCACGGGGGUUGAAGCCAUUUUCUUCCAUCCAGGUGUGUGCCCAGGCUUGGUUCCCAUCCAUCUUGAAGUCUGUCUUCAAGGUCACCUGUGUCCCCGUCCUGCCACAGUCUGGCUGGCAGGGCUGCAUGUUUCCAUCCUGUUUGCCUCUUUUAUUUAAUGCCAAAGUUUUAGCCAAAGACAUCUUCCUUCUGUUGCGUUUCAACAUUGUCUUCUGCACUGUGGGCUGGCUCCCCUGACCCGACUCUGGGCACUGUCCCCUGGCUGGCCCAGUCAUGUCUCAAGGCCUCUGGGGAUUCAAGGAGGGCCAGGCGGCUCAUUCUCCAGGGGUCUUGCUAAGGAAAGUAGCAAAUGUGCUUUACAAAUAUUAAUCCUUUUGAAAAGAAUUGAGAAGAGAAAUGUAUAAUUUUAUCCCAUUUUUAAUAUUUUGGUCUAGCAACUUGUGAUACAUAGAUGACAAUUUUGUGAGUUUUUCAAAUGUGUGUACAGAAUUUUGUAAAUAUGACUGUUUUGUAAUUAACUCAUGUAUAGCCUCAUCCUGUAUAAUUAUUAAUGAAUGUGCAGGGGACCUACCUGGGCUCCUCUGUGGUUACUGGGCCUAAGCGAGGCUUGUGUGGUGCACCCAUGACUUUUGUGACUGGAGUCUUCCCAUCUGGACUGUGAUCUGGCCAGAGAACCCACACAGCCCACCACGUCAGGGCAGCCAGGACUGUCCUCAGUUCCCGGAAUGGGGGAACCUUCCUCACCCCCUGCCCACAUCUCCUCCAAUAAAGACCUAUGUCCUCAGCAGCUGAGAUGUUGCUGAGAUGUUUGUACUAAAAA
Messenger RNA from Suncus etruscus (white-toothed pygmy shrew), 2852 nucleotides. RefSeq names its product phagosome assembly factor 1 (gene PHAF1). The record is from RefSeq and is a predicted model, not a curated record. Gene Ontology annotation, biological process: Golgi to plasma membrane protein transport. Lineage: Eukaryota; Metazoa; Chordata; Mammalia; Eulipotyphla; Soricidae. Gene Ontology annotation, cellular component: dendrite; trans-Golgi network; synaptic vesicle membrane.